AUUUUGUCUACCUCAGAAAUAACAUGGUUUUUCAUUCUCAUUUAAAAAGUCAGUUUGCCCCCCUCCCUCCCCACCGCCCCAAAACCAAACAGUUCUUAAAAUAUAACUUACAUUGGCCGGAUGUCCACAGAUGUCAUAAAUUAUUUUAACAAAAAUUAGGUGUUUCCUGUGAUGGAAAACCAUUGUGUAAACAUCUGGGCUUUGCAGCAGAAAGUUCAAAUGGCAAGAAACACAUUGUCGGUGUGAGAAGCUUUAAGUCCUGGAGAGAUGGCGCUUGAAUGUUGGAAUAUGUUAUUGAUACUUUUAAUACUGGGUUUUGUAAGGCACACAGCUAUGCUUACUUUCCGUCAAAAGGCUGAGUUGUUAAUGAAAAAGACUUCACUGAUUGAUGGGCACAAUGACCUUCCGUGGCAGCUGAUGAAGAGGGUGCGUAACGAUCUUUCUGCUGUGGACCUCAACACGUGGAAUGUUACUCAGACCAACCUGAAGAAGCUCCGGGCCGGUUUGGUUGGUGCUCAGUUCUGGGUUGCCUAUGUGCCGUGUGCUGCACAGAACAAAGAUGCAGUCCGCCGCACCUUGGAACAAAUAGACGUGAUAAAGAGAAUGAUAGAGAUGUUCCCGGACGAUUUUCAACCUGCAACAACAGCGGAUGGAAUCGUGCAAAUAUUCCGUAGUGGUAAAAUAGCCAGCCUUAUCGGUGUGGAAGGUGGCCAUGGAAUCGACAGCAGCCUAGCAACUUUGAGAAUGUUCUAUGAUCUUGGAGUCCGUUACCUGACAUUAACGCAUGUCUGCAACACACCAUGGGCAGACACCAGUAGAGUGGACAGUGGCCUUGUGAAGUCUGGCGUCCAAGGAUUGUCCCAUUUUGGAAAAGAAGUUGUGAAAGAAAUGAAUCGUCUGGGAAUGUUAGUUGACCUGUCCCACGUCUCCAAGGAAACAGCUCUGGCUGCGCUGGAAGUAUCAGCCGCUCCCGUCAUUUUCAGCCAUUCCUCCGCAUUUGCUCUGUGCCAAAACUACAGGAACGUCCAGGAUGAUGUUCUACGUAAACUGGCAAACAAUUCGGGGAUUGUGAUGGUAAAUUUUUAUCCCAACUUUAUUUCUUGUGAAGAAACAGCUACCUUGUCCCAAGUGGCAGAUCAUCUUGAUUACAUUAGACAUGUUGCUGGUGCAGAUUACGUGGGCAUUGGGAGUGACUUUGACGGCAUUGAAAGGGGACCUGUUGGUCUGGAAGAUGUUUCAAAAUAUCCUGAUUUGAUUGCCGAGCUUCUUUUGCGUAACUGGACGGAAAUUGACAUUAAAAAGCUGCUUGGUUUAAACAUCUUACGAGUCUUUAAGAAAGCUGAAGAAGUAAGCAAGCAGCUUCAGGAAACCAACCAGCCAUCAAACGCCGUCAUUUCUCAGGAUAAGGUGCAGAGUACGUGCAGAACAAUUCUCAGGUCUCCUGCAGCCCCUCCCUGCACCAGUCACAUUACCAACACAGUCAUGCUCGUUGUUUCAUUACUAAUCAUAACACUGUACUAAAUACAAUAUUAUAAAUGGAUUAACAUACAGAGGGACUCGUAUAAUCACCAUUAUAAGAAAUGAAUUAGGAAAAAAGCAUCUACUCUUAACACGUUCCCUGAAUUACUGUAUAUAUCUCCAAGCACCUGAACAUAAACUUCCCAAUCCUCACUUAGAUGAAAAACAGGUUUAUUUUCAUGGCCAUUUAAGACUGCUAUAAUGUACCUCUUGAUUGAGCUUACAUUUUAUAAUAUGCUAGGGUCUUGUGGACAGUGAUUCAGCCAGGAGAAUUUCUGUACACACACACACUUUGCAAUGUUCUGUGAAAUGUUGACAACGGAUGAUGCAACAUAUUAAUGUACAAAUAUAUGUAAUCAUUCAUUCAAAUUUAUAUAACACUACCAAAGAAGACAAAUGUUUCUCAGGAUGAAUGAAGCAGCACUUUAAUGACAGUAGUGAUCAGUCAGCUCUUUGAUUGCUGCAAGAGACCCUUUUGACUGCCCCAUAUAAUGGAUCAGCACACUUUCCAUUGCAGAUUGUUGAAAUGGGUUUUCAUAUUUUAGUAAAUCCAGUCGCAGUUCGUAGAAUGCGCUUCGGGUUGCUAAAUAGUCAUUAUUAUUCUCUUCGUCAAAAUUAUGGGGUUUUUUCUUCAGUCUCACAAGCCUAAGUUGAAAGAUUUAGAACUAGUUUUAAACCCUAAUGGACUGUUCCACAGGAGUGUACCAAUGCUCUCACUCACACUGGUCGACAAAAGUGCUGGAGAAUCUCAGCGGGUGCAGCAGCAUCUAUGGAGCGAAGGAAAUAGGCAACGUUUCGGGAGGAAUCCCUUGGGAAAUAGGCAACGUUUCGGGCUGAAACCGGUAGGAAAUAGGCAACGUUUCGGGAGGAAUCCCUUGGGAAAUAGGCAACGUU
This is a messenger RNA of Leucoraja erinaceus (little skate), 2412 nucleotides long. RefSeq names its product dipeptidase 1-like. The record is from RefSeq and is a predicted model, not a curated record. The transcript has 10 exons. Gene Ontology annotation, molecular function: metallodipeptidase activity. The coding region runs from base 268 to 1521 and encodes 417 amino acids. Gene Ontology annotation, biological process: proteolysis. NCBI's taxonomy places the organism in Eukaryota, Metazoa, Chordata, Chondrichthyes, Rajiformes, Rajidae.